AUGGAUGACUCAGAUAAACAGAGACAGCCGGAGGAGUCGAGGGUGAAAAAGAGCCUGAACCUCACGGAGUGUGUGUCUCCACCCAGAAACACUGAGAGCCGGUCGAAGUUAUUUGCAGAGAAGCGGAAAACGAGUCCGUACUUCGGUGGAAGGAGUAACGCUUUGAGUCGGCCAAAACGCAAAGCCUUCAGGAAGUGGACUCCGCCGCGCUCGCCCUACAACCUGGUGCAGGAGACCCUGUUUCACGACCCCUGGAAGCUUCUGGUGGCCACCAUCUUCCUCAACAAGACCAGCGGUAAGAUGGCGAUCCCGACGCUGUGGGAGUUUUUCGAGCGCUACCCGAGCGCAGACGUGACCCGAGCGAGUGACUGGAGGCCUCUGGCGCUCCUGCUGCAGCCGCUGGGUCUCAGCACACUCCGCGCAAAGACACUCAUACGCUUCUCUGACGAGUAUCUGAGUAAAUCCUGGCGAUAUCCCAUUGAGCUCCACGGCAUUGGCAAAUACGGCAAUGACUCAUACCGAAUCUUCUGCGUGGAGGAGUGGAGAGAGGUGACACCAGAUGACCACAAGCUCAACGACUAUCAUGCCUGGUUGUGGAGAAACCAGGAGCGCUUAGGAAUCUGAUUUUACUCAUUUUAAUAAACCAUAAUGUCUGCAGGAGCACGUGUGAAUCAGUGCCGUACCAGUGAACACAUCAGAGAUCAGCUGCACUGACUUAUUUACCAGCUGAAAACACGAGCUGUUUUAACUGUUCCAUCAUGUUUGUUCAUCAGUUCAAGAGAAACGUUUGAGGAAUAAGAUAUGUAAAAAAUAAAUUAUCUUUUGUACAUGC
Molecule: messenger RNA, 832 nt
Organism: Ctenopharyngodon idella (grass carp)
Lineage: Eukaryota; Metazoa; Chordata; Actinopteri; Cypriniformes; Xenocyprididae
Gene: mbd4
Product: methyl-CpG binding domain protein 4
Exons: 7
Coding region: 1-624 (207 amino acids)
Biological process (GO): DNA repair
Cellular component (GO): nucleus
Molecular function (GO): DNA binding; catalytic activity
Source: RefSeq, a predicted model, not a curated record